UCUUCGGUGUCUCGCCAUUACCAAACUUCAAUCCCAUCUUACCUUCUACACGCUCCUCCUCUAAGCACCUUCUCUCUCUCUCUCUCCCUCUCUCUACGCAAUGGACGAAUCUGAUUCUCUGCAUAUCAUCGGGGAAGAAGAGAAUGGAGAUGAGUUCUACGAGAAGAUCGAGGCUCCGAAGUUCGUCGACCUCACCGCACCAGAUCCCUACCACCCCGGCGAUGAUCGCUACUGGUUCUGCUCGCGUUUUGGCUGUGACCAGAAGCAUGAAGAAGAAAUGGACUCCGAAGCAAUCUACAGAAAUUUUGUUCUUCGGGUUAUGGCUGCAAGAAGUCCCAAUGUACGGCUUCGAAAAGCACUGUAUAGAAAGGAUUCAGGUACCCAACUCAAAUGUCCGCGGACAGUUCCUGCAAAACAUUCGAGGUCUAGAGUAUCAAGAAUGGCCCUGAUUUCUUCAAUAUCUAAAAGGAUAGUUGAUCCUAAAGUGAAAGUGAAGCCCCUUUCUAAGCAAAGUGCAACACCAAAUGCAAAGACAAAGCAGUCUUCUUCUGUAGCCAAGGCUUUGACUACUCAGAGGACGAAAAAGAAGCUAUCAAAUCCAGAUGCAUUUCGGAGCGUUAGAAACACGAAAACAACAGCUGUUGCAGUACCAAAGAAUAGAGUAGUAGCCAAGACUUUGGUAUUUCAUUCACCUAUGAAGUCGGUGAGAAUAAAGAGUUCGUUAGAAUUGAAUUCACCCGUAAGGAAAUUGUGUGCUGGGAUGAAGAAACUUGAGAUCACUAGCGCAAAAAAGCAAGUGUUGGGAUAUCCUCGGCUGUUGCCUCCUGAUGCUGCUAAAAAACAAUUGAGAGGAAGAGAGGUUAAGAGCAGAGUCUUUGAUGGGUUACGUUCUCAAAAUCACAAGGGUGUGGAAGCCAAAUCUUCUAAAUGUGUGAAGAAAAAUAAUAAGGAAAAGAACUUAGGGGUGUUUCGUAACUCUCUGCCUCAUGAAAAAGAUGAAAAUGAUUUCAGUGGUAAGGAGAUUGAGGACAAAAGGGAGAAUGGUUCUGAGGAAGUGUGCUCUACUUCUAAGAUCGAUGAAGGAAAUGUAAAUGAAGAGCCUUUAACUAUAGAAGUCUCAAAACCAUCAUUGGAUGAGAAUAAAGUUGAAGCUCCAUCAGAUGCUAUCAAUAGUGAUACCAACUCCCUGUCAAAUUCUGAAUGGCGGAGCCCAGAAGAUGAUGAUAAAAGGCAUAGUUCAACAUCUCAUGACAAGGAAAAUGAUAAUGAAGUAAUGGAAAAUGAUGAUAAGGAGAAUGCAUCAGCCUCUGAUGAUAACAGAGAAACGGAUCUAAAGACUAAUAACAUAGAACAUGACAUUCAAGGCAAGCAUGAGACACCCAAGGGCAAUCUAAAGCGCACUGAAGCAAAAAGUAAGCACUAUAAAGAAAGCUCCACAACUGCUGCCACCAGUGCUCAAGGGCUGAAGCAUAAAAAACCUAAGCCUACAAAUCCAAAGCCUUUCAGGCUAAGAACUGAUGAAAGGGGAAUUCUCAAGGAAGCAAAUCUGGAAAAGAAACUCUGUCCUGCACCUCUUGGUGAAAUCACACCAGUCCCAAGGGUAACAGGAGGAAACUCACAGAAAAAACAUCAAAAUACACUCAAGAAAAAUGGAAAGCUCCUUGAGCAAACGGAAAAUCACGACUCAUGUGAAGACAUCCAAAAGGAAACUAAUAGAGCACAGAGGGAUCAGUGUCUUGUGCAGCAAAAGGAGUCAUUUAGCUUGAAAAUUUCGAAAGAGAAGGUGGGACAAAAAAUAUCUUCAACUCCUCAGAGACAUACAAUUUCUUCUCAAAGGAAGCUUGUGGCUUCGAAGAAGGAACAUAACCACGAUAACUCAAGUCUAAAAUUGGGAAAUAGCUCGAGAAGGACCAAAUCAACAUGCAUCAGACAACUUGCUAGGACUCAAGGGUCCAUUGUGACAACAGGUCAAUUAGGCACAAUAAAGGAAACCUCACCAACAAUUUUAAAAGCCAAGGAAGCUGCACCAACCGAAAGUGGUGCUGAUGCUUCCCUGGUGACCAAAGGUCUCAUUUCUCCUGCUUCCAGGCCCUCAUUACAGGGGAAAAGGUUCAAAACCCUUCCAAAGGAACCAAACUUUCAUACUAUCCACGUGCCAAAGAGCUGCACCAAGGUUCAAAUUACCUGUUGAGUGUAACCCAUAUCUUCAUUGUCGUUCAAUUCAUUCAUUGAAUUAUAUCUUCUUUACAGCAAAUCCUGUGUUGUCUACAAAUUCUUUUAUCAGGCCACAUGAGGAAGUCCUAGGUCCAUUUUUUUGUAGCAAUUUUUAUAGUAUUCAUACUAUGAUUUGUAUUCCAUUGUAUAAACAAGAGAGGCUUGCUAUCAU
Molecule: messenger RNA, 2386 nt
Organism: Manihot esculenta (cassava)
Lineage: Eukaryota; Viridiplantae; Streptophyta; Magnoliopsida; Malpighiales; Euphorbiaceae
Exons: 10
Coding region: 101-2191 (696 amino acids)
Source: RefSeq, a predicted model, not a curated record